This is a messenger RNA of Andrographis paniculata, 1250 nucleotides long. RefSeq names its product vacuolar protein sorting-associated protein 28 homolog 2-like. Lineage: Eukaryota; Viridiplantae; Streptophyta; Magnoliopsida; Lamiales; Acanthaceae. Gene Ontology annotation, cellular component: ESCRT I complex. Gene Ontology annotation, molecular function: protein-containing complex binding. Gene Ontology annotation, biological process: protein transport to vacuole involved in ubiquitin-dependent protein catabolic process via the multivesicular body sorting pathway. The record is from RefSeq and is a predicted model, not a curated record. The coding region runs from base 282 to 911 and encodes 209 amino acids. The transcript is spliced from 2 exons.
AUGAGGUGACAUUGACAAUGUCGAGAAAGGAAAAAACGAAGAAUUGAUGAGAGGAGGAGUGAAUAAUUUAAUGUGGGAAAACAGUAUCUCGAGUAAACCCCACACGCAAUCUCAGACUGGAUACAACCUGCUCUCCUCACCUCUGCAACACUCUUCCCAUUAUUCAAAACGCGUGUUGUUUAUCCUCCGGUUCGGUUCUCUUUGCGCGUGUCCCAGUCUCUUCUCCAAUCCUAUAUUUAUAUUGUAAUAAUAAUAAUAGUAUUAUUAGACAGUUAAGAUAGAUGGAGGUUAAGCUAUGGAACGACAAGCGCGAAAGAGAGAUGUAUGAUAACUUUGCAGAGCUCUUCGCCAUUAUAAAGGCAACGGAAAAGCUCGAGAAAGCUUAUGUCCGUGACAUUGUUUCUGCUGCGGAAUAUGAGGCCGAAUGCCAAAAAUUGAUUGCCCAAUUCAAGACUUUGUCUUCCACGUUGAAAGACAUCGUGCCGAGUGUCGAACGCUUCCAUGAUACCUACAAGAUGGACUGCCCGGCGGCACUCAAUCGCCUCGUAACAUCUGGGGUUCCUGCCACUGUCGAGCACAAGGCUGCUGCAGCAAUGUCAGCCACCACUUCAGCUGCUAUUGUGGCGGAAUGUGUACAGAAUUUCAUUACUGCUAUGGAUUCUUUGAAAUUAAACAUGGUUGCUGUUGAUCAGGUCCAUCCACUGUUGUCUGAUUUGUCGGCUUCUCUCAAUAAGUUGCCAAUACUGCCACCGGAUUUUGAAGGGAAGACAAAAAUGAGAGACUGGAUUGCAAAGCUUUCGAAAAUGGGUGCUGCUGAUGAGCUCACUGAGCAGCAGGCUCGGCAGCUGCUCUUUGAUCUGGAUUCAUCUUACAACUCGUUCAUGGCGGCACUACCUUCAGCUGGAACGUAGGUGUUCGUCAGCGGUGCAGCUGUAUAUAAUCUCUCUCUCUAUAUAUAUAUAUAUAUGUAUGCUAUAUUUGUUUUCUUUCCACAACUUUAAAAUAUAUGUGCUGGUUGAUGUUUGCUGGAAAGAAGAUUGCUCAUCCCAUAGUUGCUGCAGAUGUUUUCAUCUUUUUGGUGCAUUAGAGUGUAGAGGUUUCUGAAUCUGUGUGUAGUGAAUGAGAUGCAUUGCCCUUUUACUGUGGAGAGAUGAAACGGAAUUAUACAAACUGUUUGCACUUGUGGUGGGUCUUGUGUUUGCUCAAAGUUAAAAAGGUGUGAAGGUUUCAUGGAGAUGCACUUUCUUGAA